AUGUCAUCCACCGAACAACUCUUCAUCUCCCUCCUAAGGAGCGACCACAUCAAAGACCACCUCUUCCCCAACCUCUCCACCGCAGACAUCGCCUCCGUCCGCCAAACCUCCUCCGCAUGCUGCAACCUCGUCACCAAGCGCCUCUUCACCCGCAUCACCACAACCUUCACGUCCGCCACCUUCACCAAGCCCAGCCGCGUCGCCGCCCUCAACCGCAUCGGCCACCACAUCGAGCACCUCACCUUUUACAUGCCUCACUCGGACGCUACCUUUCUGCCGCCGCUGGUGCACCCGCUCACCGGACAGGAGAUAUGUUUUCUGUAUACGCCUCACACGAGCAUGAGCUCCGUGCUCACUCGCCGCAAGUACGCCAACACAGAACUGGGCGACAUCUUGACGCAGCAGUAUCCGCCGCUCUUUCACGCCGCCACCAAUGUCCCCAGCUUCAUCCACGCCUUCAAGUCGCUCCCCAACAUGCGGCACUUGACUGUCCGGUGUCCCGGGCAGGAUCCCCGCGAGAGAUAUAGACGGGAUAUCGUCGACUAUGCGCUUAUUAGUCUGCGAAUUGCCGUGGAACGAGCACCGCUCGACAAGCUUAACAAGUUGAGUCUAUCGUCGCUUCACCCAGCGGCGUUCAACUACCUCCGUCACACUCAAGGGUUCGGAUCCGUCCCCUCAGCAGGAAAACGCUGGAAACAAAUCAAGAAGCUCAACAUAUCGGUUGAAUCGUGGGACUUUUACGGCCCCUCCCCAGGACUGGAUCACCUGAAAAUCAUUGACGACUACGUCCGCUUCUUUGCACCGUCCCUCGAGAAAUUCAGCUUCUCAUGGAUAGGAGUUAAGGGUCCCUGCCCCGCGGCCCUGUCAUCCGAUCCGCUCUUUGCGCCGCCAAGAUCAACCAAGAAGCUCUUCCACGAAGUCACUUCGCCCAUGUCGCCAUUACCAACACGCCCUCCCAGAGCACCAAUUCACUUCCCCAAGCUGCGGUACCUGCAGAUCCGCAACUCCGCCAUGAACGCCCCCCAGCUCAGCGAUCUGAUCAAGUCGCACAGCUCUACCGUCAAGGAAUUCGACUUUGAGAACGUCGUGCUCACCAACAAUGGCAGCUGGGAUGAUGCGCUUUCGCCACUGAAUAGAGAUGAUUCCUGGAGGAGGAGUCUGGCAGCCUCGUCGGAGUGCAGCCUUGUUACGUGCGAGAGCGACGAGGAACUUCCUAGUCCGAGCGCGGCGGUGGAAGCAGCGAGCAGGGAGUUAUUGGACAUGGAUCUCGGUGGGCUGGACUUCUCGGAGGAGGAGAGAGGUGUGAUGGCGGCGUUGUCCGAGACGGCUGCGUGCCUGGCGAGGCCAGAUGAGAGCGCUAGCUUCACGACCAAGUUGCGCAAGAGGACGAGGAGGAGACGCAGAAAGAAUGACGAAAAGUCUGAUUCUCGCCCGUCGUCAAGCCAUGAGAGGAAGGUAUCGAAGCCGAAGCCCAAGGCAUCGUUUGAAUCUGACGGGCCUACACUUGCACCAGCUUCACCACGGCACGACAUCACGGCACCGAUUCUCAUCUCAGAUCCUCACCCUGUCCUCCUCCAACCAACUGUAUACGAUCCAUCUCGCACUCACGACGACGAGAUAUCACCCGUGCAGCGCAAUAUUGAGCAAGAAGAAGCGCACAGAUUACUAGCCGAAGACGCAGCAGCAAGGGUGAGCGCGCUGCAAAAGGCCAAGGAGGCAGUCCUCUCGAAACUGAGCAGGGAGUUUUGCGCCAAGCGCACCAAGGCUGUGGAUGCGGUGGCGGCGUGUAGGACCAUGGCUGGGAGGGAGUGGACGAACGGCAUGUGUGCGCGGGACAUGGUUGUCGAGGAUAGGGCGAGGAUGGAGAGUCGGAGUGCGUUGGUGCCGCUGAUGUUUAGUCGUUCGUGA
Pochonia chlamydosporia 170 is the source of this 1908-nucleotide messenger RNA. RefSeq lists its product as hypothetical. The transcript has a single exon. Bases 1 to 1908 code for a protein of 635 amino acids. NCBI's taxonomy places the organism in Eukaryota, Fungi, Ascomycota, Sordariomycetes, Hypocreales, Clavicipitaceae. The record is from RefSeq and is a predicted model, not a curated record.